AUAUGGCGGCUCCCGCAGGGCCCUGAAGGAUGCGGCUGACUCGGAAGCGGUUGUGCUCCGCGCUCUUGGUCGCCUACUUGCUCUUCUCCUUUUAUGCGGCUUACAGUGUCUUUCUGAAGCCCCGCCGUCCCACCGCCUUUCGGGCGGCCCAGAGGGAGAAACACGGGCGAGGAGAACAUGCAGUUUUGGGAGCUGAAGAAUGGAAUCCUUGGGAAGUAGAUGAGAAAAAUGAUUUGCAACAGAAGUCUGGAAAUAGCUUCCAGUUGUUGAAAUUGCAAAAAGAACAAACAGACCUUAGGGUACAAAUCUGGGGAAAAGCUGCUAUUGGCCUUUACCUAUGGCAGCAUAUCUUUGAAGGUCUGCUUGAACCUGCUGAUGUAUCAGCUCAAUGGAGAGAAGGAAGCAUGAAAGCAGGAAAAUCAUUCUUCAGCUUCAUUACUGGUCCAGCUGUUGUCCCUGGCUACUUCUCAGUAGAAGCUGACAAUGUGGUUUUAGUGCUGAAUGGUAGAAAGAUCUCCUACGCCACUCAGUGGCUGCAUUAUGCACAAACAUUAGCACAGACUCAGAAACUGAAGCAUGCUGCUGUUGUCUUGCUCGGAAGUGAACAGUGCAGAAAUGAAUGGAUUUAUCCUUACUUAAAAAACUAUGGCGGGUUUGUGGACCUUCUCUUUGUAAUUUAUGACAGCCCCUUAGUGAAUGAAGAAGAUAUUUUCCAGUGGCCUUUGGGAGUAGCAACCUAUAGAAAUUUUCCUGUAGUUGAGCCAAGCUGGUCUAUGCUCCACACGCCAAGGUUAUACCAUUGCAAUUUUUUAGGAACUGUUUAUAAGAAUUCAACAAGAGAGACUCUCUUGGAAGUAGUGAAGCAAAACAGACUUCAUAAACUCUGUUGGAUUUCAGCCAGAGAAGAGUGGUGGCCUCAAGAAACUAAUGAGAGCCUUCGAAACUAUCAAGAUGCAUUGCUACAGAGUGAUCUCACAUUAUGCCCAUUGGGAGUGAAUACAGAAUGCUAUAGAAUUUAUGAGGCCUGCUCAUUUGGCUCCAUUCCUGUUGUGGAAGAUGUAAUGACACCAGGCGAUUGUGGAAAUUCAUCUGUGUACCACAGUGCGCCACUGCAAUUACUAAAGACCAUGGGAGCUCCCUUUAUCUUUAUUAAAAACUGGAAAGAGCUUCCUGCUGUUUUAGAAAAAGAGCAAAUUAUGAGCUUACAGCAAAAGAUUCAAAGGAGGAAAAAGCUUAUGGAAUGGUAUCGGCAAUUUAAAUCACAAAUGAAACAAAAAUUUAUUAGUGCACUGGAAAAUUCAUUUUUACCUAAAAAUAGAGGAGCUUAACCAUUAUGCUUUAUAUGCACAAACAAACUAUAAUUUCUGAUAACCUUCCAGUGCACUGUCAGGUACAUAAAAUUGAUUCCUUGAAAGUCAGAACUGCUUCUCACAUGUAUUAUGUUUCUUAAAUGCAAAUAUAUCCAGAUCUAAGAAUGAACAUCUGCAUGCCUGCAGUACAAGGAUGCUGCAGUCAUAUACACACUUUCCAGAAGUAAACCCCUUUGAACAUCCCAUAGACAUGCACAGGAUUACAUCAUCUGAAAAUAAUUUCAGAAGAUGCUAGCUGUUUAUCUUUGUUUCAUUCUUUGUUAAUCUCCUAAAGGUAAUUGUGUUUAGAAACUGUUUUGUGAGUGAUUUUUUCACACACCUACCAAAAUAAGAAGACAAACCAAUAGGCUACAGGACAGUUAGUUAAGGUCUAAUUUCAGAAAAGGAUGUCGUGUUAAGAAAAUACUGAAACACCUGCUUUAAUUCUAGUUAAUCAUAUGUGAGUACAAUGAAAAAUGAUGGAAAUCAUUGUUUUCUUGACUAGGGCCAUAUUAAGCAAGGGUAGUAGUAUUUUAGUUUGCUUUUGGGAAGAUGGAAUAAAAUAAGUUCUGUGAGUAGUUAGCCAAAUAUAUCUUUUUCCAGCAAAGAAAAUGAAUAAAGUUUUUUUAACUGCUGCUGAGCAGGAAGUUUCUACCAAUUCUUAUAGCAGCAGAACACUGUUCUUUCCAGAAAUAAGAUUUUAGAUGGGCUGUUCUGUUGUACAGUGGCUUUUGAUCCAGCAGAUGCAUUAACAUUCACAGAAGUGGGGAGUAAUUUUCCCUGAUUCUGUCUUUCCUGUGCUACCUUCUCUGUCACCUUUACUCCUGUCCAGGAGGAUCAUCAAACCCUAGAACAUGUUUUUGGGGGAAAUGGGAAACAGUUACCCUAUUUCAAGUCAAUAUCUUCUAGAUAAAUGUGUAAGGCUGCUUGGAUUUCAGUAGUGAAUAUUUUCUGAGUUAGUAGCUCAGGACAGUAGUUUGAAAAUGCAUGCCCUUGAAGGGGCUGGGUUUGUAUAUUUAUUCUUUAAUUUAUUCAAUCAAGUUCUAAAUACUGUCUUAAGAUUGGUAGGCAUGUCAUGAGUGGAACUGGCUGGAGCUGGCUGGAGUGGGGGUCAGACUAGAUGGCCCAGGAGACCCUUCUGACUCACUCUGUUUCUGUUGUUGAGUCUGCUACUAUUUAAGCUUACAGCCAUACCUCUAAAAUACUAAUGUGUUAAAGUUUGAAUUUGCAAUGUCAGCUAUAUUUGAAGAAGAUGUAAUAAUUGUACUUAAAAAGCAAAACACUAUCAUACUAGGUUUAAGUUCCCACAUUUUUCACAGUUGUGGAUUCCCAUUGUUAUAAAUAAAGACUGAUUAUACUGUU
This is a messenger RNA of Varanus komodoensis (Komodo dragon), 2711 nucleotides long. It is a transcript of the gene RXYLT1, whose product is annotated as ribitol xylosyltransferase 1. Gene Ontology annotation, molecular function: ribitol beta-1,4-xylosyltransferase activity. Gene Ontology annotation, biological process: protein O-linked glycosylation via mannose. The transcript is spliced from 6 exons. NCBI's taxonomy places the organism in Eukaryota, Metazoa, Chordata, Lepidosauria, Squamata, Varanidae. Gene Ontology annotation, cellular component: Golgi apparatus. The record is from RefSeq and is a predicted model, not a curated record. The coding region runs from base 30 to 1328 and encodes 432 amino acids.